Suricata suricatta (meerkat) is the source of this 1796-nucleotide messenger RNA. RefSeq names its product centromere protein V-like protein 3. Lineage: Eukaryota; Metazoa; Chordata; Mammalia; Carnivora; Herpestidae. Gene Ontology annotation, molecular function: carbon-sulfur lyase activity. The record is from RefSeq and is a predicted model, not a curated record.
AUGAUCUGCUCCCUGCCUCCUACCUCUCCAGCUCAGUUUGGUGUUAGUCCACUCCAGGAAGAACAAAGAAUUCCAAGUAGUAUAAAUAUGAAGAGACCCAUGUCCGGAUACAUCAUAGUAAAAAUGCUGAGGGCCAACGUCAAAGAGAAGGUCUUGAGAAAGUCAAGAGAAAUGGAAACGAGGGGGCGGUGGGCACGCGCUUGGAAGGCUGCAGGCGCCACGGGCAGAGUGAGAAACGGCGGAAACACCCAGCAGCCGCGGGGACGAAAGCAGCCAGGGGAUCCCGCCGCCGCCUGCGCAGCCAUAGCGGUCAUGGGCGCCCGGCGGCCCCCUUGCCAAGUCCGCGUGGGAAGUCAGGUGGCGCGGAGGAAGCCGGCGGCCGCCCGGCGGGAUGCCGCAAGGUUGCGACGGAAGCGCUGGUGGCGGCGGGCCCGGGAGGCUGGCUCCAGAGGCCCGCUGCCAGCCCCGAAGCUGCCGGCGCCCGCCGCGUCCCCAGGCGAGUUGGACCUGGGCGCGCAGCGGGAGCGCUGGGAGACGGUCAGGAAGCGGCGGGGCCUCAACUGCGAGGGCGCCGCCAAGUUCCUGCUGGACACCUUCGAGUACCCGGGCCUGGUGUACCACACCGGCGGCUGCCACUGCGGCGCGGUCCGCCUCGCCGUCUGGGCCCCCGCAGACCUGCGCGUGGUCGAUUGCAGCUGCAGGCUGUGCAGGAAGAAGCAGCACCGGCACUUCCUCGUCCCCGCCUCGCGCUUCACUCUCCUGCUGGGCGCCGACAUCGUCACCUACCGAUCCCACACGCACCCGGCGCUGCACAGCUUCUGCAGCAGGUGCGGGGUGCAGAGUUUCCACGCGUCUGUCCCUGACCCCGGGGUUUACGGCGUCGCCCCGCACUGCCUGGACUCGGGCACCGUGCGCAGUGUAGUCAUCGAGGAGGUGGACGGUGGCGACUGGGGGGAGGAGGCCACGAAGGAGCUCAAGGCCAUCCAGAACGCGUCCCCCGAGUGAGCCCUUGCCUCUCCCCUCGAAGAGGGGCAAUGACUCGGGCCGCCACACGCCUGAAACGUGCCCGGUGCCCCUCGAGGGGCCACCUCAGUGCUUGUGAAGGAAUUACUCUAUGAAAGAGAUCAGUUUCUGGACUGGGGAAGCCUUGAUGUCGCGCCAAGCUUCCACCCCUUCCCUCUCAGUGUAUUUCAACGGACUUGCUUAUAAUCAAAAAACUGAGCACACAUGUGUCUGCGAACAGCCCUAAUCUUCCAAUCCAGUCAGCAAGCAGUGUCUCUAGCUUUUCAGGUCGCCUUGCAUAAACGCUCACUUGUAUUAUUCUUCCUACAGUUCUCACAGAUCAUUUUCACAUUAUUCAUAUGUGCUGUACCGUUAUGGUGCUAUUGUGAGCAAGAUUGUUUUUUAAUGGUCGCAUCUGGCGUGUAAGACCACUCACUAUAUCCAAACUCCUUGUGAACCUUUAUGAAGACGUUUUCUAUUGAUUAUCGGUGUGCGUGUGUGUGUUAGGUACGCACUCACGUUUUCGCUACUUAGAGAUGUGCAUUAUUUUCGGCCACAUUGUUUAUUUAAUGUAUGUGUAUAUAGUAGGUUUAAGGUUCAUGGGUGUUACAUGCCUCAUUGCACGUUUGUUUUCAAAUGAUGUUGCCAAUUUGCUUGGUUUUGUUGUAGAAACUGCCUCUGGGAAGGGCGAUGGGGAGACACCAAGUAUGCCCUCUUUGAUGUUUUGAAAUUCCUGUCUUGUACAUGUGUUAGGUAUUCAGAUAAAGUGUUCAGAAAUAAGUACCUAAUAACUA